This is a messenger RNA of Gossypium raimondii (Peruvian cotton), 5155 nucleotides long. RefSeq lists its product as uncharacterized. Bases 733 to 4755 code for a protein of 1340 amino acids. Lineage: Eukaryota; Viridiplantae; Streptophyta; Magnoliopsida; Malvales; Malvaceae. The transcript has 9 exons. The record is from RefSeq and is a predicted model, not a curated record.
CUUGUAACCAAACGCCUCCAUUCUCUUCCCCCUCCCUCCCUCUUCUUCUUUCUCUGACUCUUUACCACCGACCCAUAGUAGGCUUUUUUCUUUUAUUUUCAAUCCUUUUUUUCCUAUUUCCAAAUUUAUCCCCAAUAUUUUCAUUUGCAUUUGCUUUUUCGUCCUCCUUCACCUUCUUUUUCUGAUGAUUCGCCAAUACUUCCCAAUUUCCAGGAUUGGUGCAGUUUCUAUUUAGGGUUUUUGAUAAUAUCACCGCUCCCUUUAUUGUUUCCCUUUCCUUUCUUUUGCCCUCCCAGGUUUCCUUCUCCCCUUUCCUUUUUUUUCCUAGCUUUAGUUUUCUAGUUUCUAGGGUUCUUUUAUCUGAUUUUUGUUGAUUUUUAUUAUCAAUUAGGAAAAGAAAAGAAAACUUACCUGGGAAAUUUAUUAGAAUAUCCCGUUCCUUUUGGCAGUAUUUACUGCACUUGCCAUUUCCUUACUUCAGAAACGUUAAUACGACGAUAUAGGUUGUUACCUGAUUAAUUAAAAUAAAAGAAGAAGCCUAAAACUAAUUCCAGAGUUCAUUUUUUUCGUAGUCAUAUAUUCACCUGGAAACCGUACGUAUUGGAAGAAACCACUUUUAUUUUCGGAUUAGUUGCCUUUUUAUUUUGAAAUUAUUGUCUUUUUUUUUUGUUGCGUUGUGGCGGUUCGAAGGGUUAAGAAGUUAUUAGGGAAGGAAAAGUGGUUUAGGAUUGCAUGGGAGAGUAUGAAGGGUGGGCGGCACAGCAGCCACCCAUCGGGUUAUUACCGAACGGUUUGUUACCGAAUGAAGCCGCCUCGGUGAUUCGGGUACUUGACUCGGAGCGAUGGAUGAAGGCCGAGGAAAGAACCGCUGAUCUCAUUGCCUGCAUUCAGCCCGAUUCACCCUCGGAAAGUCGCCGUAAUGCGGUCGCGGAUUAUGUACAACGCCUAAUCGCUAGAUGCUUCCCUUGUCAGGUGUUUACUUUUGGGUCUGUGCCCCUCAAGACGUAUUUGCCUGAUGGGGAUAUUGACUUAACAGCCUUCAGUAAGAAUCAAAUUUUGAAGGAUACAUGGGCUCAUCAGGUUCGUGAUAUGCUGGAAAAUGAAGAAAAAAAUGAAAAUGCUGAAUUCCGAGUGAAAGAAGUUCAGUACAUUCAGGCCGAGGUGAAGAUAAUCAAGUGUCUAGUAGAAAAUAUUGUGGUAGACAUUUCAUUUAAUCAGCUCGGUGGAUUAUGUACCCUUUGUUUUCUUGAAGAGGUUGAUCUUUUGAUAAAUCAGAACCAUUUGUUCAAGCGUAGCAUCAUAUUGAUAAAAGCAUGGUGUUAUUAUGAGAGCCGUAUAUUGGGUGCUCAUCAUGGACUUAUCUCAACUUAUGCCUUGGAAACCUUGGUUCUUUACAUAUUCCAUGUUUACAAUAAGUCCUUUUCUGGACCACUUGAGGUCCUGUAUCGUUUUCUUGAGUUCUUUAGCAAGUUUGAUUGGGAAAAUUUUUGUGUUAGCCUAUGGGGGCCUGUUCCAAUUCGUUCGCUUCCAGACAUAUCCGCGGAACCUCCUCGAAAAGAUGGUGGAGAGUUAUUACUUAGCAAAUAUUUUCUUGAUACUUGCAGUUCAAGAUAUGCUGUUUGCCAAGAAAAUCAGGGCCAGCCCUUCACUUCUAAACAUUUCAAUGUGAUCGAUCCUUUGCGUCUAAAUAACAAUCUUGGACGUAGUGUUAGUAAAGGCAAUUUCUUUAGGAUACGCAGUGCAUUUGCAUUUGGUGCUAAAAAAUUGGCAAGAUUGCUUGAUUGUCCCAAAGAGGACCUGUAUUAUGAAGUAAAUCAAUUCUUUAUGAAUACAUGGGAAAGGCAUGGCAGUGGCCAACGGCCUGAUGCGCCAAGGAAUGAUCUGCGGUGCUUGAGAUUGUCAAAUUUGAAACACACGCAUGGAUCUAAGAAUAUCAGAAACAAUUCAAGCAGCAAAGGAAAUGACAUGUCCUCACAGCAUGAAACUCAAGCUGAAAGAGUUCAAGGAUCAUUUGGUGUUUCAUCACAGCAUGUUAAUUAUCCUUUGGAAAGCACAAGUAAGAUUAGUGAUGUUUCUGCUGUUUCUCGUACUCAAAGUCAAAGGAGUCAUGGUAGCAAGAGCAACUCAAAAACCUCUGAUCAAGUUAGAUGGGAUUCUAAUUCCAAUCAGAAUGUUCAUAACGGUGCUGAUCAGAGAAUUUCUAAAGCAGAGAAUUUGGUGAUUGAUGUUCAAGGAAGAUAUCUUUUUGCAAGGACGUGUUCUAGUCCUCAGCUUACUGAAACAUAUGGAGAAGUUAUCUCUAAUCAAAGGCAGAACAGAAUGCCGGAGAGUGGGAAAACCCAGAUUGCUUCUAUGAGGUCAAAUAAUGACGGGGGGAAGAAUAUGGAAUCUGGUUUGGCAGAAAGGCAUAACAUUAAAUCUUCAUCUGAUGAUCCUUCAUCUAUUAGGCAAGCAUCAAGCCAUCAAAGCAUUGAUGCUGCUGCUGAUCCAAACAGUCUUCCAAAUAGUUUCCAAGAUGAUUUUGGCUUGGGAACCAUGAGUCAGGAAUUUUCUUUGGUUCCAGGUGUACAAGGAAUGCAUCAAGAAGAGCAAGAUCUACUGAACAUGAUGGCAUUUUCUACGGCUCAUGGCUUUAAUGGUCAGGUUCCUGUUCCGCUAAAUUUAGCUACAGGUCACUUACCUUUUCCUUUCCAAUCUCUACCAAUGGGAUACAAUCAGAGAAAUUUGGGUGGAAUCCUUCCUUCAAAUAUUCAAAUGUUUCCCCAAGGAUUGGUCUCUUCUCCUCUGGCCCAUUAUUUUUCUAGCAUUGGAUUAACCUCAAAUACAGAGGAUCCAAUUGAGGCCAGUAGUGAAAAUUUUGGUUCUCCAGAAAUGAACUCAGGGGAAGUGGAACAUGAUUCAUGGCAGGAACAAGACAGGGGCUCUAGUGGUGGUUUUGUUGAUCUUGAUAACGGGAGUAUUGAAAUGCUUCAGUCGGAUGAUAAGCAACUUUCAACCUCAGCUGGCUAUAAUUUUGUUCAGUCUUCUAGGGUAAGCAGCUCUAGUAGUUCUAAAACCCAACAGAAGUUUGCUAAAGAAACUCGAGGUUCAAGUAGGGAAGGUCAUCUAGAUGAUAACCGAGGUAAUGAUGUUUUCUUUGAUGAAAGAACUACAAGUUCUAGAUCCAUGACUGCUUCACAUACAAGUUCACUCAGAAGUAAAACCUCAUCAGAAAGUUCUUGGGAAGGGUCGUCAGCAAAGGUCUGUAAGCCAGCUUGGGAGAAAAGGGGUAGGAAAUUGUCUUCUUCUGCGGUUCCUUCUGCUACAUGUGGAAAAGGUAAAAGUAUAUCUGACUAUUCCUCUCAGGCAGAAGACAAUAGCAGAGACUGGAACCCACCAUCAAUAGUGAGCAGUGAUAUGGCAGAAAGAACUAUUGAACCUCAACCAGUUUGUUCUUUGCCUGUUCCAAGGCAUCAAAUAUCUGGAUUUGAGACAGCCUUGACAAGUGGUUCAGAUCCAUUGAUACCCAUUACUCCAUUCCUCUUAGGUCCAGGUUCAGGUCAAAGAACUAUGGAUAAUUCUGGAGUUCCUCCCUUGGCCUUCACCAUAACAGGGCCGCCAGUACCAUUUGUAUUGUGCCCUGUGUACAACAUUCCAGCAGAAACAGGAGCUCCAGAUGCAUCAACAAGCCAUUUUGGUUGGGAUGAGGGUUUGGAUAACAAUGAUUCUUGUCAGAAUUUUGAAUCAUCUGAGGGACUUGAUCAAUCUGAGGUGUUAAGUACUUCUAGUUCUAUGAGAAAUGCUUCAUCUCUCGAGCCAGUAGAGCGUAAGUCUGACAUUCUUAAUGGUGACAUUGCUAGCCAUUGGCAAAACUUGCAGUAUGGACGGUUUUGCCAAAAUUCACAAUAUCCUCCACCUCUGAUUUAUCCUUCUCCUGUUGUGGUGCCACCUGUAUAUUUACAAGGUCAUUUUCCAUGGGAUGGUCCUGGGAGACCUCCUCCAUCAAAUGUGAACCUCUUUUCUCAACUUAUGAAUUAUGGGCCUCGUAUUAUUUCUGCUCCCCAUCAAUCUGUUUCAAAUAGACCUGCCAGCGUAUACCAACAGCAUGCUGAUGAAAUGCCAAGAUAUUGCAGUGGUACUGGGACCUACAUGCCUAAUCCUAAAGUUUCAAUCAGAGAACGGCAUUCUGCAAAUACAAGGAGGGGAAAAUAUAAUUAUGAUAGAAAUGACCACCAUGGUGAUAGAGAUGGGAACUGGAUUGCCAAUUCAAAGUCACAAGCUGCUGGGUACAGCCAUAGUUGCAAUCAAAAUGAAAAAUCAAGGUUCACAUGUGACCAAUUGGGUGCUGUUGCUGAUGACAGCAGAGCUGAGAGGCCUUGGGGCUCACAUAGGCAUGAUUCAUUUUCUUCAUACCAGUCUCAUAAUGGACCGGUCUGUGCAAACUCUUCUCAAGGUAGCUCUGCCAGCAUGCAAUAUGACAUGUAUCCACUGCCAGCCAUGAAAACCAGUGGGGCGUCGUCAAAUGGACCUACCAUUCCUUCUGUUGUCAUGCUGUAUCCCUAUGAUCAUAAUUCUGGUUAUGGUUCCUCUGAUGAACAACUUGAAUUUGGUUCUCUUGGACCAGUGGAUUUCUCAGGCAUGAAUGAAGAAGCAUCACAGGCAAGUGAUGGAAGCAACCCAGGUGGGGUAUAUGACAAGCAAAGGUUUCAUGGUACCUCUGCUCAACAGUCUUCUCCAGAUCAGCCUUCUUCACCCCACCUCCAAAGAGGACUUUGAUUUUAUUGCCAAAUCUGUGGCUGAAGAUGAGGAUUCUCGGCCCCUUUCUUUUCCAUCAGAGGGAAGAAAUAAUGGAGUGCCAUUCGUGAAAAGCCCCUUACAAGGCAUGUUUGUUCACAUCUCACUCGAGAUGGUCAACCAUUGGCUUGUGCCUGUAUGUACAUUAUGAAUGAUAAAAUCAUUUUUUUAAAUGCUCUGCUUUUGAGGAGAUGAGAGUAACGGUGAAAAGAAUGCAGGACUCGGGAGGAUAGAUUUAAAUUUAGGGUUCUACACAUUGUAACCGAAAUAGGAGCUCCUUAGGAUUACAAAAUGAAAGGAACCGAGUUCUCUAUUAAUUGCAAUGAUUUAGAUGUACUUACAGUGAAAUAAAACAAAAUUAUCAAAAUUAAGUACUUAAAAA